Molecule: messenger RNA, 3352 nt
Organism: Callorhinus ursinus (northern fur seal)
Lineage: Eukaryota; Metazoa; Chordata; Mammalia; Carnivora; Otariidae
Gene: AIF1L
Product: allograft inflammatory factor 1 like
Biological process (GO): actin filament bundle assembly; ruffle assembly
Cellular component (GO): actin filament; ruffle membrane
Molecular function (GO): calcium ion binding; actin filament binding
Source: RefSeq, a predicted model, not a curated record
ACCGGGCGCCUGUCCCUCCUCGUCGUGCCUCGCCGCGACCGCCAAGCCCCGAGCCGGCGGGAGCCCGGUGCUCACCAUGUCGGUCGCGCUCAGCAACAGGUUCCAAGGAGGGAAGGCGUUCGGCUUGCUCAAAGCCCGGCAGGACAGGAGGCUGGCCGAGAUCAACCGGGAGUUUCUCUGUGACCAGAAGUACAGCGAUGAAGAGACCCUGCCGGAGAAGCUCGCCGCCUUCAAAGAGAAGUACAUGGAGUUUGACCUGAACAAUGAGGGCGAGAUUGACCUGAUGUCUUUAAAGAGGAUGAUGGAGAAGCUCGGGGUCCCCAAGACCCACCUGGAGAUGAAAAAGAUGAUCUCAGAGGUGACAGGUGGGGUCAGCGACACCAUCUCCUACCGAGACUUUGUGAACAUGAUGCUGGGGAAGCGGUCGGCUGUCCUCAAGCUAGUCAUGAUGUUUGAAGGAAAAGCCAAUGAGAGCAGCCCCAAGCCAGUUGGCCCCCCUCCAGAGAGAGACAUUGCCAGCCUGCCCUGAGGACCCCCGUCUGGACCUGCCCCCGCUCCUGCUUCCUGAUCUUGCCGCCCUUCUUGAUUCAUUGUGAUUUGUCUUAUUUGUUUUGUCUGGUCAUUAUGCGUUUGUUUCAUUUUCAACCAGCAAAAUCAGUGAUAUCUUUGUAAAGCACAAAUUACCUGCCUUAAAGGGGCUCUGGGCCAGGGAAUUCUGAGCCUUGGGGACCCUCCCUCUUGUCUCCCCUCCUUCCCCCUUCCCUGUGCAGAAGGGCUGACAUCAAACCAAAGCCAGGAGGGGGCAGCCUGGACGGGGAGACUGAAGGCUGUGAUCCUCAUGCUUGGAACUGGCAGAGUCCGGCCUUCCAGGGUCCCUGAGCUAAGUCCAGGCUUGCUGGCCUGGCCCUGGUCAGGACCACAGCCCACUCACAGAAGACCCUGGAGUGGGAACCAGGCUUUUCUCAGACAGCUCUGUGGUUCCCUGCUCUUGAGUCGUCUAGGGCGUGACCACCCAGUGUCUCACCUCCCCCGCUGGCCCCCUCCCCCAGUCCACUCUUCUCAUCCUCAGGGAGGUGACAGAAGGAGAGACGGAGAGGGGCUUGGUGAUCUGAGCCCUUUAAGAAGGUUCCAGAAGGAAUCCUCUGGCCUUCCCCGCAGCCACACCUUUACAGGCAGCUUGGAGGGAAAGUGCAGCCCCCGUGUCCUUUGCUGGGGCAGCAAAGGGCUUUGGGAGUAGAAGGGAGGCGAGGGGCCUUGGGAGGGGUGUCUGUUCGGUCUGGUGCCACCUUUUGGGGAGGAUGCUGAGGACAACAGGAUAGGAGGAGGAAUAGAAUGCUCGUGGCAAACGGUCAGCACCACUAAUAAGCCAAGAGCUGAGAAACAGAAGGUGGCCUUUCUGAUCCCAAUCUGCUUGAAACCUGACUGUGCUCCCCCUAUUUGCCUUGCCAUCUUACUCCAUUCAUUCAUUCAUUCAUUCACUCACUCACUCAGUCAUUCAAUGGAUAUUUAUUGACCACCUAUUAUAAGCUUUAAGUCCCCCCACUUUGUCCUGACAUGUGCCUUGCCCUCAACUCCUAAUCUCCAUUUCCAAUCACCCAAAACCUUGAGCUUGGGGAUCGGAUUGGGCUCCCUUAUGAUGGACUCCCAAGGUUUGAGAGCCCUGAUCCACUCUCUAGGUUAGCUAGACCGGUCCUCUCAUUUCACAGGUGGGAAAACUGGUGCUUACAAGGAUUAAGUGCCUUGCCAAGGGGUUAAUCGGGAGACAGAAGUCUGGACUGGAACCCAGCUGUCCAGAUGCCAUGCCCGUCCUCAUUGCUAGUCUGGGCUCAGUGAUGAAAAUGGGAGAAGGAAUGGGGAGGGGCAAUCUCCCAGGUCAGUACGUGGGGGAGGCCCUGGGCCAGGACUCACCCUUCCCAGUGCCUCCAUGUCAGCACCAGGGGGUUUGGGUAUGGGCCUGGCUGCUUCUGCAGUUCUGCCUUCCCUAGAGCUUCUCCGCCAAGCCACUUCUCAGAACUCAAGCAGGAAGGUGUCCCACUCAGCCCCAUCUUGGCUGAGCAGGGACCCCAGCCUUGACCCCAUCUGUGUUCUGGAGUCCCUUACCCUGCCCACUCGGGACUUAGAGGCACUCAUCCAUUGAAUCUAUUUAUGAAGCACCUGCUAUGGGCCAAGAGCUAAGAACCAGGCAGUAAAAUGGACAGACUCGUGGAAUUUAGUCUAGUGGGGAAGUCAGAACCAGACAACGAUCAGUGAGAUGGAUGUUAAGAAAGAGGGGACUGUAGGGUGACUGCACUGCAACCCUGGGCCCAAGACUGAGCAAGAAUCUUGGAGAAGCCCUCGUCAAAACGUUAAAUGGAAACGUCAGGUUGCUGUUGGAGGUGGGAGUCAGUGUGGGCUGCCUGUGGCUCCUUAGUGACCCCAUAAUCAAGGGCCUAAGGAGCUCCCUUGCAGCAGCUUGGGAGGGAAUGGAGCAGGUAGGGCAUGGGGAAUUGCCAAGGUUGGGUUAAUCCACUGGUCUCAACCAGUUCAGGAACAAGAUUAUUUGGCCAUGACUGGCUGAUCUUCAGCCUAAGGAGCAGCUUCAAAUGCACAAACCUAGUUGAAGUUUAAACCCCAGCAAAACAGUUCUCCCUGUAAAUGUAAAAUCUCACCCCAGCACCUCCUCUGCCUCUCCCUCCCCCCGCCCAGAUCAUUAGAUCAACAACUGCCUGCCCCCCACCCCUUACCACUGGCCUCUCUUCUCUGGGACAGGCUGAGACCUUUGAGCAGGGUAAUACCUUCUUUAACUACCCAUUAUAGUCAGUGUACCUGUUCUUCACUCAGAAAGGAGGGCAGAAGCAACCAGGCUUAUUUCAACAGGUUUCACCGCUUGCAAGACUGUAGGAAGCCUCCUUUAAGGGAGGUGGAUAAGUGGGUGUGUCCCCAGCUUCUGGAAAGGGCGGGAAAGAGAGUUCUCUCAUUGGAAAGGGGGGGGGUGUCCUGGGAAACACCACCAGCCCCCCCACCAUUUACUAGAACUCACUUCCGGGAGGGACAGGGGCUCAAAAGUGGUCCCUGGAAAGGGGGCGUGGUCUGCGCGUAUUUCAGUUUGUGGCUAUUGGCUCUGGGACUGACCUCUCUGGCUAAGGGCUCAGCUUCUUAGAACUUCAGCUGUCUUCUUUCUGAAAGACCAAAUCUAAUGUAACCAGCAACUCGGGGACUGCCAAGUAUGGUUUUGUCCCUGUGACUCAAAAGGAAGUUUGCCGGGCACCUUCAGGUGGAUAAGUGUGCAUGUGCGUGCGUGCGUGUGUGUGUGGCGCGCCAGAUGUCAUCUCUACAGACUAGAAAUAAAACAAACUUAUCAAUGUCUUGACUU